CUGAUCGAGCGAUUCGUUUGUAAAUUUAUAGACAAAAAAAAACAAUAAAAUGAUAAAGCUCACAUUCUUAUUAGUUUUGAGCGCGACUUGCUUGUCGCUGCAGCUUGUUGCGGGUUUUCCCUAUGAAAAUGCUCUAAAUGUCAUAGAAAAGGACGAUAACGAUUUAAAUGGAUCGCCGCCUAGUGAAGAAAUAAAUUCUGAUGAACUUUAUUUUCGCACACUACUCCGGCCGGUAAUUUUCAAAACGCUUGAUCUAAUGCAAGCCCAUACAAACACCUUGAUACAAGAAGAGGGUCAGUUUCUUGCCAACCUAUUAGCCGAAUUCGAGGCACUACCCGAUAAAACCGCAUACGUCGAAGAACUAAUUCCUCAAUUGAGAAGUAUUUUGGCGCGUAGGAAUAAACUUGAUUUGCAUGAUCUCUCCGCACCAGCUGUUUAUGAAAAGGCAGUUAUUUUGAGCGGCAUUGUGAAAUUAUUUGCCGAUUUUGAGCGUAAAGCGCAAAGUGACGAUGACAGCAGUGAAACUGUGUUUCUAAAAGAGGUAAUACACAACCUGGAUUUGGAUGGAUUGAAUGAACGCAUUGGCAAAUCUUUAAAAGAGGCAAUACAAAAAUUUACUGUGAUUUAUGAGCAGUUUUGGAAUUCACUGAGCGAAGCUGAAAAAAGGGAACAUCCAGUUUUGAGUGAAUGGUAUACAAGUUUUCUAGCAAAAGAAUCCGAACAGGAGAAACUUAAAAGUUUCAUUGAUUUUAUUAGCAUACUUCAAGGUAUAGUUUUUAACAAUGUGAAUUAAAAAAAAAAAAAAUCUUAUUUUGAUAUUAAUGUAGAAAUAUAAAGGGUGCUAAGCACAGCACGACAGCA
Messenger RNA from Rhagoletis zephyria (snowberry fruit fly), 861 nucleotides. RefSeq lists its product as uncharacterized. The record is from RefSeq and is a predicted model, not a curated record. NCBI's taxonomy places the organism in Eukaryota, Metazoa, Arthropoda, Insecta, Diptera, Tephritidae.